UGCUUCUGGUCCGAAUAAUCGACUCGAACAUAAAACGGCGUCGGUUUAUCCAAAAGCGAGUCAACUGAUGCUGCUGCACUGCGUCGUGUUGUGUUCUCUACUCGCCGUCGUCGCCGUCUCCGUCGCUUCAGCCUAUCCUCUCGUUGGCGUUCACCCAUUAGAUGAAAAGUAUUUCGAGUCAGAUGUAAUAAGAUGCAAAGAUGGCUCCAAAUAUUUCACUAGAGACCGUCUCAACGAUAACUUUUGUGAUUGUCUUGACGGCACUGAUGAGCCUGGAACUUCGGCAUGUCCAAAUGGCAAGUUUUACUGUAGGAACAUAGGAAGUUCACCAAAGUUCGUUUACUCUUCUCGUGUGAACGAUGGAAUCUGUGAUUGCUGUGAUGGAAGCGAUGAGUACGAGAGUAGCAUUAGUUGUCCCAACACAUGUAUAAUGGGUGGCAAUGUUAACUACAUCUACAAACCUAGAACCAACCUUAAACCUAUCGACAGAAAACUCGGUUCGACAACUUUUCCAAAGGAAUCUAAUACCAUACUGAAUCUUCAGGACAUGGUCAAGAAUCUCCAAGGUAUGAAGCUUGUCUUCGCCCUUCAGCUGGUUUUGAUUGGUUUCUUGGUGAUUUUAUGGAUGCUUAGAAGUCGUGCUCGGUCUAAGAGGAGACGCAAGAAUGUACCUCUAAAUAGAUCAGCUAACUAGCUUUAUCGACCUCUUUGAUUAUAGUUUCUUGAAGCUUUUACACGGAACCUGAGUGCUAAGAUCACAUAUGUCUAGUGUCAUUAUAUAGUUAGCUGAAACUGUAUUAAGUGUGAGAUUAUUUGUUUUCUUGGAUCAUAAUUCUCUUGUUCUUAAGCGUUUACAUCUAGAUGAUCUCAUGGUAUGAAUAUUUUCUAGAAAUGGAGAUUAUGCUAAUUGAUUGUAUUUCACAGA
Capsella rubella is the source of this 925-nucleotide messenger RNA. RefSeq names its product glucosidase 2 subunit beta. The coding region runs from base 68 to 694 and encodes 208 amino acids. Gene Ontology annotation, cellular component: glucosidase II complex. Gene Ontology annotation, biological process: N-glycan processing. The transcript is spliced from 5 exons. Lineage: Eukaryota; Viridiplantae; Streptophyta; Magnoliopsida; Brassicales; Brassicaceae. The record is from RefSeq and is a predicted model, not a curated record.